CUUUUUGAACACACACCUUCAAUCGUAACGUAAAAGCGACACAACACGGCGGAAGGAAAAUAAGAAAUAUUAUUUACGUAACCAAAACGGCAUCGUCCUUGUUGUCUCUCAGCUCAGGGAAAGGGCAUCGACGAUGGAAGAGAACAACAACAACAACAACCUUGGUUUUUCGAUGCAAACCCAGAAAGAAUCCGAGGCUUUGACGCGUGGGAUUUCCGACUUGUCCUGCCCCCAAGAUAUAGAUUGCCGGAAUUCCAAUUCUCUCCCGAAUGAAGAUGGAGGGCUCAAAAAUCACAGGGAGCACGAUGAUUUGCUGCCUGCUGCUGGUAUCGCGAUCCAAGGAUCGAAUGUGUCUGGAGAAUGUGAGACCGUGUUGCCUCGAGGCUCCAGGGAAGAACCAAAUGAUCAAAGAAGAGACGACGAAGCUGGCCAUCAGAAGCAAGGAAGAUACUUCUAUUAUGACUCGCCGCUAUCUGAAGUAACUGGAGCUUGGAUACCUGUCUCUGUUCCACCUAUGUUGGAAAGCGAGCACAAAGAGUGGGCCAGAGGUUUUCACUCGAAUGGGGGUUACUUCCCUGAAGGAGACAUGGGGUGGAGCCAGUUCCUUGGAGAAGAAAAGGAGCUGAGUAUGUGGGAUGUGAUGGUGGAGAUGUUACUUGUGGCACGUGGGAAAGUGAGUGCGAUUGCUUCAGGUGACAUCCACAGGUGUGCAUUCUCAUGGGUAUCAAGCCCUCUACUUGAGCAAGCUUGGAAAGAGAUGGCCCAGACUCUGACGGAGGCUAAUUUUGGAAAUGUGAAGGAAUUACUUGAAGCGGAGCCACCAAAAUGGUUGGCUGACAGUGCUGCUUCUACUUGUAUGCUAUGCGGUGUGCGGUUUCAUCCGAUCAUUUGCUCCAGGCAUCACUGCCGGUUUUGCGGAGGAAUAUUUUGUGGUGAAUGCUCUAGAGGAAGGAGCUUGUUGCCUGCAAAGUUUCGUGUUGGGGAUCCCCAACGGGUCUGUGAUGUAUGUUGUGUCCGCCUUGAUUCUGUCCAGCCAUACUUGAUGGACCAAGUAAGUAAUGCGGCUCAGUCACCAACUCACGACCUGACAGACCUCAGUACUUUGAGAUCAUGGAUUAAUUUUCCUUGGGGACAGUCCAUGGAAUAUGAGAUCUAUAAGGCAGCAAACACUAUCCAGGCUUAUAAUAAGGUACCUGAGAAGAAAAUUCCAGAUGCCAUUCUUCGACAAGCAAAAGGUCUUGCAAUCAUAACUGUUGUGAAAGUCGGAAUGAUGGUUACCUACAAUAUUGGAACUGGACUUGUGGUUGCACGUAGAGAAGAUGGCUCAUGGUCUCCACCAUCUGCCAUUUCUACAUUUGGUGUGGGGUGGGGGGCUCAGGCUGGAGGAGAAUUGACAGAUUUCAUUAUUGUGUUGAGAACAACUGAUGCUGUCAAGACAUUUAGUGGUAAUAUCCAUCUUUCAGUUGGAGCUGGUUUGAGUGCAGCAGUGGGAAUUGUUGGAAGGGCAGCUGAAGCUGAUGUAAGAGCUGGUGAUGGUGGUUAUGCUGCUUGUUAUACUUACAGCUGCAGCAAAGGUGCAUUCGUUGGUUGUUCAUUUGAAGGUAGUAUUGUCACCACCCGCACAAGGGAGAAUUCUCGAUUCUAUGGCAGCCAGUCAUUGACUGCAUUAGAUAUACUUCUUGGCUCCCUGCCAAGGCCGCCUGCUGCUGCCAUUCUAUAUCGUUCUCUUGCAGAUUUGUAUCAGAACAUCGAAGGAGGGAUUGGAUGGAGUUGAGUAUCGAUUUCUUUGCGAACUUUGAUUGGUACUUGAUAUCAAUCUGAAGCAGUUUGUAAAGGUUCUUUGCUACCAUUCUUUGUGCAUGUAAAGAAUAAGCAAGUGAUGUAUAGCAUGUCUAUUGAGAAUCUCCCAGAAAGGCAAAAAAGGGCAAUGUACAUACGUAUGUAUAUAAUGAUAAGCAAUUGGUUUGGUCGAACACCUAUUCUCUGUCUGCCUCAAAUUGUAUAUAAUGAUAAGUUAUUGGUUUGCUUUU
Corylus avellana is the source of this 2030-nucleotide messenger RNA. RefSeq lists its product as uncharacterized. Gene Ontology annotation, molecular function: metal ion binding; phosphatidylinositol binding. Lineage: Eukaryota; Viridiplantae; Streptophyta; Magnoliopsida; Fagales; Betulaceae. The record is from RefSeq and is a predicted model, not a curated record.